UGGAAAUCUGCGCUCAAGGACAUGCGCUGGUAGGGUCGGAUGAACAGGGACGAAGUUUGAUCUAUUGGUUGUUCUUAUUCGUGUUUCUGCUGUUGUUAUUAUUGAUGUGUGAGGCAGCCGAAGAGUCCAAAAUUACGGCCUUUUUAAUCGAUCGCGUUCGAUCGUGUAUCCUCGAUCGAAACCAUCUUUUUGAGGGGGGGUUCAAGUUGAUUUUUUUUUUCUUUUUUGAGGAAAGAAAGGCGGUGAUCAGGAAAAGGAGACGGAAAAGGUUUGCUUUUUUGAUCUCUUUUUCAGAUAAAGGAAAGAGGAGGCGGAGUUGGAGGGGGUUUUGCAGUAAAGUUCGUCGCUUUUCCUUCUCUGAUCAGUGAUCGCUGCGUUUCUGCUUCUUUCCUUUGUUUUGUGCAGUAUCUUUUGAUCUGUGUCCACCUUUUCUCUUCUUCUGAUCACUGUUGAUCGAGGUCAUAUCAGCCAGAGUCGGUAAAAACUUGAUCUUAGGCUGGGGAUUGAGAUUAUGAGAGCGCAAUCAAGCGAGGAGGAGAGGGAUCGGGCCGGAGAGAAAAAGGAAGCGUCUUGGAAGAGUUUUGGGGGCAAGGCGGCGGCGGCAGCCAUGACCGUCGGGAAGUUGUCUCCGCCGCGACUAAGAUUGUCCGGCGACGCUGGUUUUAUCUCUUCCGGCCUCUCUCUCGGACUGCCAAUGAUGGCCGGCGGCGGCGGCGGCGGCAGCGAUGGGGAUUCUUCCAAGCGGAACCGAGAAGAUGAGAAUGAAAGCAGAUCGGGAAGCGACAACUUGGAAGCUAUCUCCGGAGACGAUCUAGACCAGGUGAACGACAACAAUAGCAAUUCUCGCAAGAAGAAGCGAUACCAUCGUCACACUCCGCAGCAGAUUCAAGAACUCGAAGCAUUGUUCAAAGAGUGUCCUCACCCCGACGAGAAGCAACGGCACGAUCUCAGCAAGCGGCUGUGCUUGGAGACUCGGCAAGUCAAGUUCUGGUUCCAGAACAGACGCACCCAAAUGAAGACUCAAAUCGAGCGACACGAGAAUACGAUUCUUCGGCAAGAGAACGACAAGCUGCGGACGGAGAACAUGGCCAUCCGUGAGGCGAUGUGUACUCCGGUGUGCGACAACUGCGGAUCUCCGGCGGUGCUCGGAGAGAUCUCGAUGGAAGAGCAACAGCUCCGCAUCGAGAAUGCGCGACUCAAGGAGGAGCUCGGCCGCGUCUGCACCCUCGCCAGCAGGUUCCUCGGCAAGCCCAUCGAUAUCUCCUCCCUGCAGGCGCCGAGUUCCAUGCUCGAGCUCGGCGUGGGGAUGACAAACAGCUUCGCGGUGGCACCUUCCAUCACCGUUUUUCCGGAAUACGACCCGUUGAUGAGUUCGAUCGCGCCGCCGCCUCUACCGACGAUGGGAAGCGAUCAGAGCUUGGUGGUCGACCUUGCGCUGGCCGCGAUGGAUGAGCUCGUCGCCAUGGCGCAGAUGGAGGAGCCGCUUUGGGUCCGGAGCUUCGUGGAAGGCGUCGCCGGAGCAGAAACUCUCAACCACGAGCAGUACCACCGAAACUUCCGCCGCCUCAUCAUGCCAUCGCCGGCGGCAUAUGUGUCGGAGGCGUCGAGAGAAACCGGCAUCGUGCUGAUAAGCAGCGUCGCCCUCGUCGAGACAUUCAUGGAUCCCGAUCGAUGGGCGGAAAUGUUCUCUACCAUCGUCGCCAAAGCGACUGCAACCGAAGUAAUAUCCAGCGGCGUCGCCGGAACAAGAGACGGCGCGCUUCAAAUCAUGCGAGCGGAGUUGCAAAUCUUGUCGCCAUUGGUAGCGGUCCGCGAGGUGAGCUUCCUCAGGUUCUGUAAGCAGCACGCCGACGGCUUUUGGGCCAUCGUGGAUAUCUCCGUCGACGGCGGGCUUGCUUCUUCGAGCUGCCGGCGACUGCCCUCCGGUUGCUUGGUGCAAGACAUGCCCAAUGGCUACUCCAAGUUGAUAUGGGUGGAGCACGCAGAGUACGACGAAGCCGGAGUCCAUCCGAUGUACCGAUCGCUGCUCCGAUCCGGCCUCGGGUUCGGCGCCGGAAGAUGGGUCGCGGGACUUCAUCGCAGGUGCGAGUCGCUCCGCCUUCUCAUGUCUCCUGCCGCGGCCUCCGGCGACGAUACCGCGGCGGCGAUGAUGGCCGGCGUCGGGCGGCGGAGAAUAAUGAAGCUCGCGCAGCGGAUGACGCUGGCGUUCUGCGCGGGAGUAGUGCGCCGGCCCGCGGCCGCGGCGGCAGGGGAGUGGAGCGCGGUGGAGCAGGUGGCGGUGGAGGAGGCGCAGUCGGCGGAGGAAGCGGUGCGGGUGUCGAUGCGGAAGAGCGUGACGGAGGCAGGGGAGCCUCCGGGGGUGGUUCUGAGCGCCGCCACCGCGGUGUGGCUGCCGGUGGUUCCGCGCCGGCUCUUCGACUUCCUCAGCGACGCGGGAUUCCGGUGUCGGUGGGACAUUCUCGCCAACGGUGGGGCCGUCUACGAGAUGGCCCACGUCGCCACGUCCGCUAACGAUUCCGUCAACGCCGUGUCCUUACUGCGCUCCUCAACAUCGCAGCAGUUGAUCCUGCAGGAGACGUGCAGCGACGCCGCCGGCGCGACGGUGGUGUACGCGGCGGUGGACGCGCCGGCGCUGCACCACAUGAUGAACGGCGGCGACGACGGCUUCGUGGCGAUCCUGCCGUCCGGCUUCGCCAUCCUCCCCGACGCCGAGACCCCAGCCGGAGGCUCCCUUCUGACAGUGGCGUUCCAAGUCAGCCACCGGACGGCGGAGCUUACGGCGGAGUCGCUGGAGACGGUCAACGGCCUCGUCUCCUGCACGCUGCUCAAGAUCAAGGCCGCCCUCCGCUGCGACGUCCACUGAGCAACAAACCAAAUUAAUCAAGAUCAUUGACGUCUAAUCAAUAAUUAUUCGAUGCGAUUAAGCAAAAAUUAAACUCCUGUAAAUAAUUUUAUUCAUUACAUGGAUAUCGAUCUUCAUUUCA
Molecule: messenger RNA, 2984 nt
Organism: Zingiber officinale
Lineage: Eukaryota; Viridiplantae; Streptophyta; Magnoliopsida; Zingiberales; Zingiberaceae
Product: homeobox-leucine zipper protein ROC5-like
Exons: 9
Coding region: 512-2863 (783 amino acids)
Biological process (GO): regulation of DNA-templated transcription
Molecular function (GO): DNA binding; DNA-binding transcription factor activity, RNA polymerase II-specific; lipid binding
Source: RefSeq, a predicted model, not a curated record